ACUUGGCCCUUGUCUUUUGUUUCUGUUAUCUCGGAAGUACGUAAACUGUUUCCGGUUUCAGGUGCGUUCUAUUGUAMCUAGCUAGCGUCAUUUAUUAGCUAGGUUUGCACAUAACCAGUAUGCGGCUUUGACGUAAAAGGUUUGCUAGCCACUUAGCUAAUGUCGUAUGGACACCUGUAAACUAUCCCAGUCGAUUCGUUGGAGGAUCCCACAACGUUAAGAUACACAUUUGAUUUGUCAAGCGAACGAGUCCACUGCCAAGUCCGUUCGAUAGCUAACGUUACGUAUACGUGGUGGGGGUCUUUGCUAGCUAGGCUACCGUCAAACUGUCUAAAGAGAACAAGACCAAGAAGUGGAAAAGAGACUACACACAGAUCAAUUUGAAGAUACAUAUAUGUUCUGCUUUUCGUUAGGCUGAGGAACUKCAGAAAAACAUUAAUUGUCAAGAGUUGGAAGAUUUGCUUGUUGCAUUCCUCGACUAAACUAAGCAAUGUUAGCUGGCCAUGUACUUUAGAAAGAACCUUAACAUAUUAUACAMACAUGGCUAAGUAUGUUUGUGUAGACUAGGCCUACUAAACUAGCCAUUAGCUACAUGUCUGUAAUUCGUCCGGGUAUUAGGGAUUCUAAACUAUUUAUAUCACUCCAAAACCAAAGGGGAUCUUUUGGUAUGGUUAAUUUGUUUGACGUUAGCAUGAAGCCCUCACUGUUAUAAGAGCAAAAUUUGUUAAAGCAAGGUGAAAGUCUUGGGGACGACAUGUAGCUAGUGAGUACCCUCAUUGGAAUUUUCCCUUGGGCGUUGGUGUUGGUGGUUGGUUUCGAUUUAACAACACCAGGUGUGUCAUGUGACUGGUCCUGUGGUACACACUUCCCUUAUCAUUCCCAGUGAUCUCACGGCAAGGAGAGUUAAUUUGACUCAUCUAAUGUACUCUAGCUAGGCUAUAGUCUUAACAAAACCUCCAACAAAAUCCUAAAACGGAAAUAAAUAAUAAAGUUUAACCCAUUAUUGCGUUCUCAAUAACUCGUCAUUGCAGUCCUUUAGUCCUUCUAAAAUCCAGACAGAAUUAAGGGUGCUAAAUUAAGGGAGCUGACAUGACAGCUGUAGUAGGAAGAGUUUGGGGGUGGGUGCGUCCAGCUAUCUCCUACCGGCCCUGGGGCAGCAAAGCAGGACCUGACAAAACCAUGAGGGACAAGCCAGUGACGGACGAGCAGCAGACGAGAGGCAGCUGGGGCUUGGGAGGGUUAACAACCUGGGUUUGGGGAGCCGGACAGAAAAGACAAACAAGUGAACAAACAACAUUGAUCGAAGAGUACUGGGAAGCAAGUGAGGAGAAAAUCCAGUCCAGGGAAAUUGAAGAGCUGGGUGUGGGAAAGCAGGAGGCUGAAMGGAAAGCAGAACAUGGUGACUCCAGAUGGUGGAAUAAGGUUCUGCCAUCCUCACACUUAUUCUGGCCGAGAACAGCUGAACCUGGUGGGCUAAGUCAGAGGAAAUGUGUCAGUGGAGGAUGGGACUCUGACAACGAUGGYGAGUAUUCUGACUAUGGAACCCCUCCACUGUCUCCCACACCUAGCUCCUCAUCAGCCUUCCGGUUCUUUGCACUCGCCUGGAAUGGGYAAAUAGUUCCGGAACAGUAUGAGAUCUGCUUCAACCUCCUUCGCCACCUGUUUGACCUGUUGGUGGUGGGCUUCCUGUGGACUGUGUCCCCCCCUACCAAGUUGGUCCUGGAGGUUCUAGGGGUCCAAGGAGGACUGAAGUUGUGGCUUCAUGGAAUGGCCAUGUUUUCUGUCUCGACUGUUGGAAUGGCGGGACUGCUUUGGUUGGUCCAAGAGUAUCUUCUACAGUUUGCUCUGUUGUAUGGCAUCGUGCAAGCACUGGUCAUCUCUGURAGCAUCCAGCAGAGUGUGAUCCUAGGAGAGGGGGAUGAGAAGUAUGAAAAGGAGGUGGAGGAGGACGUGGAAGUGAGAGACGAUGGGGAAGUUACAGAGAUGUACUUGACUACGAAAGGAAAGAUGAUCCUUGAAUGAAAGUUUGUUUUG
Molecule: messenger RNA, 2034 nt
Organism: Salvelinus sp. IW2-2015
Lineage: Eukaryota; Metazoa; Chordata; Actinopteri; Salmoniformes; Salmonidae
Gene: cunh6orf47
Product: chromosome unknown C6orf47 homolog
Source: RefSeq, a predicted model, not a curated record